AUGCUUCCUGCCAAGUCUGUCUCCUUUGAGCUCCUCCUGGACGAGGGCUCAAAGACGAGGGCACGUAUCCCACUCCGAGUGGUGCUUAAUACCCAUGAUAGUACCGAGUCUAUCAUCACCACAGUCAAGAAUUUCUACGGCAUAUAUGACGGCCAUGGAGUGACCUUUGAAGAUGCCUUGGGAAACACAUUGAUUGCCUCGUACGACAAUCUGGCUCACAACUCCACCGUUCAUGUGCGCAUUGUGCCGGCUCUACAAGCUACAGCAAAUGCGAACCCACAUGGAUUCCAUCUUGAGAAUGGCUAUGAACCUAGACGACGGCCCAGUUUAGGUGAGCCGUUCUCGAUGCUCCCUCCUCAUUUGCGCGAGCAGUCUCAGUCGCCUUCGAGGCCUGCCUCGCGGGUUGCGCGGAAACGGAGCACAUCUCCUACUCAGGGUCGAGGUCGUCGCAGUGCAUCCCAACAGAAAGGCACUUCCUAUGGUGCUGCCAGUCGUGGUUCUAGUGCCAACGGAAGCUUCCACGAGGACAAUGGAUACAGCGAUAGUGAGGCUGGGCGCAGUUCAAUCUCCGGGUCCAAGAAAGCCAAAAGCGAGCAAUUCGCCAGCUCGGACAUCAGUACAGCCAACGUCCUGCAAGAUGGUCGACGCGGGCAGCCAAUCUUUGACAGCUCGACCUUGCCUCUUUUCGUCCCUCCUCAGGUACCUGUGACUGCCUCCCAGUCUUCCAUAUCACCUCAGCGACGUUCGCUCCCACAGGAGGGGCCCUCCCCUCUACACCCUCCUGGGCAGAAGCUGUACGGAUAUGGACAAGUUCCAGUUUUUUCCCCACAAAGUUACGGACAGAAUUCCAAUGGCUUUGCCUAUGGAUAUGGCGGAGUCGAGGCAGUUGCAGAAAUGGGGACACCAGUGCACCAACAUGGCCACCGACUUCGAGACAGGUCGAGUAUGCAGCAAGGCCAUAAUGGGAGGCAAGGAUUUGUUGGCAAUGGGGUGCUCCCAACUCCAGACCCCACCGUGGCCAGCUGCAUUUCAGAUGAAGACGUCGCCCGUACCCUGAUUGCUCUUGGAGACGCGUCGAACUACUCCCAUGGACGCACCUCCAAUUCCACGAUGGACGAAACUUUUAGUGCUGUUGCCGACGCGGCUUCCUCUACUGGUGCUACAAGCGACAGUGAUGAGUAUAGCGAUGCGGAGGCAGCGUCGCCUAAACACAGGAAGUAUCUGGAAGAGAACGAUGCAGAUUAUGCUCAUGACGGCACUAAGGGUGAACUUGACGAGUAUGAUGGUCCUCCGAAGACAAAGAAAAUCAAGACAAAGAUGCAUGAUGGACCCAGCAAUGGCUUCCGAGUCAAGUCCACAUCAUCGAUGAAGAACAGCAAGUCAACGAAGCCUCGGACAAAUUCGUUGUCAAAGACAAAGUCAGUACAACCAGGACUGAUGAAAGCACCAUCCAUCCCUGCCUCUGCCGGGCAAGUCAGGAAAUCGUCGGGUUCUAGCCUCAACUUUCAACAUUCGCUCGGCGCAGAUGAAGAAGAUCUGUCUUCCAAACCACGUUGCCAGCGAUGCCGGAAGAGCAAGAAAGGUUGCGACCGUCAACGGCCUUGCGGACGAUGCAAGGACGCCGGUAUUGGCAUUGAAGGAUGUAUCAGCGAGGACGAAGGGAACGGACGAAAGGGCCGAUAUGGUAGGCACAUGGGAGUUUCUGUCAAGAAAACGGGCGACGGUGCCUUGGCCGACGAGCCUUACGAGAUUAUGACUGGAGUCGACAUGUCCGACGAGGCGGCUGGCAUGCACGGCAGUCCCGAGAAGAACAAGAAGAGAAAAAGAUGA
Molecule: messenger RNA, 1830 nt
Organism: Cladophialophora yegresii CBS 114405
Lineage: Eukaryota; Fungi; Ascomycota; Eurotiomycetes; Chaetothyriales; Herpotrichiellaceae
Exons: 2
Coding region: 1-1830 (609 amino acids)
Biological process (GO): regulation of DNA-templated transcription
Molecular function (GO): DNA-binding transcription factor activity, RNA polymerase II-specific; zinc ion binding
Source: RefSeq, a predicted model, not a curated record